AUGGCUGAAGAAUUGGUUUCGGGUGGUACUGGCCCUCCUUCCGGAGGCCUGGACAUCGGAGAGUACCCCGAAACCUUUCCUGAUGUAUCAACGAAGCUUACUCUUCCUGUUCGUAGCGAAGAAUGGUUAAACGCCUUGCAAAAGACCUUCUUCCACCAGGCUUGGGCUUUCAUUGAUAUCAACGAACUUUACCCCGUUCUCAUGCUUGAAGUCGCAGUAGAAGCACUCUCCAUGCCCAGUCGAGUGCUUGUCAGCCAUGGCCAAAUAACACGUUAUAGAUUAAGUAACUUUGGAUCGAUUUCAAGACAUUUCCAGCUUCUUUCGCUACUCACAAGAAGACUUCUUCUAUACACGGAGAACGUGACCGGUAAACCGACAUUCUUGCAUGUUCAUUGUCACAUCAGAGUACGUUAUCCCGUCAACGACGAUUCAAGAGAUGGCCCUAACCAACCGAAGGACGAAUCACAGAAAUUUGAAGAACAGUGCUUUUAUUGCAACGACGCUGAUGUAGCCUACGCUAUUAAGGCGAUUGAGGCAUAUGAGGCAAUUAGUGCCAUCGGCCCUGAGCCGAGCGACUCUGCCAAUCCUGAGGACUCUGCCCGUCUAGAGGCGAUAAACUCUGCCACCCCUCAGUCGAGCGUCUCUACCCCUCCUGAGCCGAGCGAGCCUCCCCUUCCUGAGGUGACAAACUCGACCAUUCCUCAGUCGAAAGUCUCUGCCACUCCCGGGCCGACCAAAGUCGUCUAUUCUGAGGUGAGAAAUGCUUUCUCUACUUCCACCACGCAUAUGGGCAUUCCGGUACAGGGAAACAUUGAUUCGGACACUCUGGUGAAAGAGACUAUGGCUACGAAGUUCUAUCGCGUCAUUUCCGAGCCUCCAUAUUUCCGAGUCACCUUUCUACCAGGUCUAAUACCGCUCGAACGCAUACGGUUCAGUUUGAUCAGCGAAAAGAUCGCCCAAUGGGUGUCCAGUAAUUCCAUUCUUCUACUUUUUUACGGAUGA
Molecule: messenger RNA, 1002 nt
Organism: Aspergillus melleus
Lineage: Eukaryota; Fungi; Ascomycota; Eurotiomycetes; Eurotiales; Aspergillaceae
Exons: 4
Coding region: 1-1002 (333 amino acids)
Source: RefSeq, a predicted model, not a curated record